Chelonoidis abingdonii (Abingdon island giant tortoise) is the source of this 3140-nucleotide messenger RNA. RefSeq names its product immunoglobulin superfamily member 8 (gene IGSF8). Lineage: Eukaryota; Metazoa; Chordata; Testudines; Testudinidae. The record is from RefSeq and is a predicted model, not a curated record. Gene Ontology annotation, cellular component: membrane.
AUGGUCCUGGCCUCCGCUGCUGGAGCUGAAGGAGUGAUGCUGCUGGCAGCAGUAGGCUGUUGUCCUGUUGUGGAGCAGCCGCUAGAGGGAGACAAGCAGCAUGUUGCUGGGCUGUGUGGGGCGCGGGAAGUGCACCUGCCCCCAGGACCCCUGUUCCGCGUGGAGGGCACGGCCAUCUCCUUCCCCUGCAGCGUCUCGGAGUACGAGGGCCCCACGCUGCAGCACUUCGAGUGGUUCCUGUACCGCCCGACGGCGCCUGAGAUCUCCAUCGGCAUGGUCAGCACCAGGGACCCCAGCUUCCCCUACGCCGUCUUCAGCCCCCGCGUGCAGAGCGGGGAGGUGUCAGUGCAGCGGCUGCGCGGCGAUGCCAUCGAGCUGCGCAUUGCCCGGCUGCGGGCCGAGGACGCCGGUGUCUACGAGUGCUACACGCCCACCACCGACUCCACAUACCAUGGCAACUACAGCAGCAAGGUGGUGCUGAAAGUGAUCCCUGACAUGCUCUCGGUCUUGGCCCCCACACCCAGCUCUCCUCUGCGGGGCCGUAUGGCUGGCACUUCCCUGCUGCAGCUCAGCUUGUCGGAGGGCCAGGAGCUUCAGCUGAACUGCACGGCCCAGAGCCAGACUCAGCAGCACACCCAUCUCUCCGUCUCCUUCGGGGUGUCAGCCCCGGAUGCCCCUGUGGGGCGCCAGACGCUGCAGGAGGUGGUUGGGGUGCGGCGUGACUUCGCCGUGGAAGCUGGCGGGCGCUUUGCGGACCGGUACCGGGCUGGGGAGCUCUCCGUGGCCAAGGCAGGCAGUGAGCAGUACAAGCUGGCAAUCGGGCGGGUACGCCCGGGGGAUGCAGGCACCUACCACUGCACAGUAGGCGAAUGGAUCCAGGACCCUGACAGCAGCUGGCAGCUGAUCACCGAGAAGCGGGCAGCGCUGGCCCAGGUGACCGUCCAGUCCAUCGCGAGCCAGCUUGCGGUGUCGGCCGGCCCUCCCAAGGUCCGGCUCAGCGCUGGAGAAGCCCUGGAGCUUCUUUGCAACCUGUCAGGCCCUGUGCCCCCUGCACCCCACGUGGCGUAUGCCGUGAGCUGGGUGGUGGGCGAGGGGGACGGGCUGCUGGUGGCACAGCUGGACACAGACGGGGUGGCCGUUGUUGGGGAGAGCUAUGCCAACAGCCAGGUGGGCCGGCGCCAAGUCUCGCUGCAGAAGCUGACACCCUCCCCAGGCUCCUACCGGCUGCGGAUCGAGUCGGCCCAGCCAGGGGACGAGGGCACCUACCGCUGUGUGGCCCAGGCUUACGUGCGCUCCCCUGAUGCCUGGCUGCGGGAGGUGUCCAGCGGCCGGUCACAGGGGCUGAAGGUGCAGAUGAAAUCAGAAGCCGUGGUGGUGAAGGCCUACGCAUGGCUGCCCAUCCCCGCCACCUACCGCGGGGACACAGCCGAGCUGCUGUGCAACAUCUCGGUGGAGUCGACCCAGGCCGUCCACAUGGCCGUCAGCUGGUGGGUGGAGGUGACAGUGGGGGAGGAGGAGCCCCAGGGCCGGAUGGUGGCAUCUGUGAGCCGCGAGGGCGUGGCCGAGCUGGGCCGCCGGGUGUCAGGCGGGGACAUGAGUCUGGACAAGGUGGGGCCGCAGUGCCACCGGCUGCGGCUCCAUGGGGUGCAGCCGUCCGACGAGGGGAGGUACCACUGCGCCGUCACCUCCUGGGUGCGCUACCCUGACCGCAGCUGGUACAACGCCGGGGCCGUGAAGUCCAACUCCGUCGCCGUGUAUCCCUACGCCCGGGCCGUGGACACCCUGUUCAUUCCCCUCAUCGUGGGCAUCGCCAGCGCCCUCUUCACGGGCAUCGCCAUCCUCGCCACCAUCACCUGCUGCUUUAUGAGGCAGCUCCGCAAGAGGUGAAACGCGCGGGAGACUGGCCCCAGGGCGCUGCAGGUGCCUGCUCCAUCUCGCUCUACCGCCAACCUUCACUCAGGCCACUGGGCUCCCUUUUUUGCCCCCACUUGUGACUUGACCUCCCACCUCCCUGGUCCGGCUUGGGCAGCAUUUCAGCUCCUCGGACUGCACACUGGCUUCCUACUUCAUUUCAGUCAUUCCAUUUUUUUUUCUAAACUCAACCCAGAUCCAGGCAAGCCCCUGGUGGGAGAUGGGAGAGACCCUGGGUCCUGCAUCAGGGCCAGACGUUGCCAUGCCAAGAAGUCGAUGCAUCCAUCUGAGACAGCCAGGCUGGAGAGGUUCCUUCCUGGAGGACAUGAGGGACAGUGGCACUGCCUCAUCUGCUCCUGGACUCACUGCUUCCCCAAUGCUUCCCUACCCUGUCUCUGUGUCCCAGGGUGGGUGCGUGGGGGCUGCAUUUCCCUUGCUGCCAGCAUCUCUACAUCCUCCACUCCCUCUGUCUGUAACCCCUGUUCUCCUCUCCCCUCUCUCACGUGUUUUGGCUCGGUGAGGGCUGUCCUGUGGAUCUAAAUAUGUGUGGACUCUGCCCCUGCAGUGUGCACAGAGAAAGGAUGUAGCAUUCCCUAGGGGAGGGGCCCAGAGGCUCUGUGCUCUGGAGAAUCUGAGACUUGAUCUACUGGAGACCUCAGAGUCAGCAACUUGCUUGUAGCCUACAAUGUGGACAACAGCCUGCUGCUGCUGCCAGUUGAGGGAACUCCUCCUCUAGCUGGAGCAGUAGAGCCUUGUGCUUUAGAGCUGAAGGUGCUGGGUGCAAAACUCUGCUGAUGACCCAUGCUGGGGUCAUGGUUGGGUGACCUCAGGUGACCUGAGAGAGGGGAGGGAUCUGCCUUUGUGUAAGAGAAGAGAGGAACUCUAAUGCCAAAGGAGGGGGCUCAGACUUUCCUUGGUCACCCUUCUCCUUUGGGGUUUUAAUUGCAGCUCAGCUCUACCUUCAGGAAUAGCCGAGUACUCAGUACCAGUGGCUGGGCCUCCUCCCAGAGUGGACUCUUUGCAGCCAACGAGUCCGAUCCUGCCCUAUCCCUCAUGCUUUACUGCACCUGUGCACUCAGGCUGAUCUGAGGGCAUUUUGCACUGACUGUGAGAAAUCUUGGCCCCCCUGAAGUCAAUGGAAAACCCCCCAUGAUCUGCAGUGGGGCCUGGAUUCCAGCUGUGGUAUAAACAGCAGCAGAAUCCGACUCAGGUGUUUCUGUUAAAUGGCC